Messenger RNA from Ilex paraguariensis (yerba mate), 249 nucleotides. Lineage: Eukaryota; Viridiplantae; Streptophyta; Magnoliopsida; Aquifoliales; Aquifoliaceae. The record is from the annotation of a GenBank genome assembly.
ACUCAAAUACUGGGAAUACCUGGAAACCCGAAAAAUACACCUGCACAGCCAGAACAAGUACAGGGAGUGAGGAAUGUAGAGAUUCCUCCAGUACCUAAUAUAAUCAGAGGGAAUGAAAGGGAGCGAGAAGAAAAUGAUCGGAAAGAACUUGAGAAUAGGUCAAUGAUGAUUCUGAAGGAAUUUCUCAAGCAACGUCCACCAUUAUUCCAAGGAACUACUAAACCUUUAGAAGCUGAGAAGUGGUUAUGA